CGAGUAUGAGAACAAGGAUGAUAAUUCGAUACAGCUUAAAAGUUAUGAAGUUGUUGUUAUACAUAUCAGGAACUUUGCUUAUCUCUGAGACGAUACAAGCUAUAUAUCAAAAUAAAACCGAAUUGUUUAGCUCUGGGUUUCAUGAUGAUUUCGACUUUGAGGAGCGACAAAAUCUAGAUUAUCUCAUUAGUCAUAAUCCAAAUAAAGUGAUAACUAAGGCUGACAACAAACGCCUUUUUGGUGAGAAGAACACUAAACAUGGGCGCAAUAGUAGGAUCAAUGAUGUAAAUGGAACUGGGGUAAAAUACAGAGAUAAAAGAAACAUACAAGUCAGAACACCAUGCAAAUUGCUGUACUUGGACUCAAAGGUUCACAUGCCAGCUGAGAUUGCAUCGUCCCUGGGAAACUGGUUCGGACUUUGGGUACUGGAUGAAACACUUACCUUCAGUGGUUCCCCGUUGUAUAACCACGAACGACUAACAGAACUGCAUCUUUACAGAUUGAACUCCAACCAUUGGGUGAUUGCCCAAGAGAAACGCGAAACUGAUGAUUAUCGUAGCCUUGAUGGGUUUAAAGCUGUAGUAACCGACCCUGCUGAUUUUCCAGAAGAUAUCAAAGAGCCAAUUACUGUCGUGUCUUCUGCAGAUGCACUAAGUCAAUGGCCAGGACUCAACUUAACCUGCGUUUCUGUGGAACAUACUUGCUUAGAAAUAGCUGUAACCGGAAUAGGUUUUGCAUCUUUGCCCUAUGCCAAAUUCAAUGGAGUGUAUCUAAAAUCUGGCGUCGACUCCAAUCGACCAUAUUACGAUCAUAGUUCCCAGUUGCACACUGGCAUCGUAUUUAAAAAUCAGAAAUGGGCAAUGUCGACAUUCAGGUUAUCAAGAUGGAGUAGUGGUCGCAGGUGGAGUGACUUCAUGACGACAAGUGAUUUUGUUUUUGAACCAAAUGACGUCAGGUUUGAAUGGUCUCAGACUUCGAAUUUGGAUACGUCAUUUUCUCACUAUGAUAUCAGCAUACAAUGUAUUAAAGAGGCAACGGAGAUUGUUACACCUACGCUAGAAGCACCAAUCCUAUCAUACUGUCCCACGCUAUAUCUGUCAGGGUUUUACAGUUCUAUUCAGGGCAAUGUCGACGUUAUCAAAGUAUAUGGGUACUAUUUUCUCAUACCCAACAUAACGCAGAACGAGCGUCCAGUAUAUGCACACGAAUCCAAUUCAGCGUUUAUGAGGUUUAUCUGCAUUGGUGAGACAAGUAGUUCUUGGCUGUGGGCUAUCAGUAGGAGCAUUAAUAUAACUGAUAGGUCAUAUGAACUAUCAGUUCUGGAUACAGCUUUGUCUCCUGAGACUAUUUCAGGAGUCUCUUGGAGAAAUGGACAACAGGAGAUUAUAACACAAGUCAGUUGUGAUAAGGAUGGAAGAAAACAUACCAACCAUGACCACAUGCUCAUACUUGACAAUAGCACAGACAAUCGAUUCUCUUACUUACGGGGAUUAUACAACACAACGGGUGAUAUCAUCAAUCAAAGACUUGUAUACCAAUGGAUGAAGCCGACCCUUGGCUAUAUUUCAAAAUUGAGCGAUCUUCAUGUGUAUUACCUCUCGAGCUCAUCGGAGUGGGUAUUAGGGCAAGGAAUAGAGGGGGAAAAUACCACUAUUGUAUGUCGGGUGACUGACCCCGUUCUGUAUCCAACUAAUAUCACCAGACCUUGGAUGUGUGGUGAUUCAAUUACUGGUUUGACCAAUCCAGAACCCUUCCAGUUUUUAUACUUUGUCCCUGAGCCAGAACCAACUACUCAAACAAUCGCUGUUACGUCACCUAAUGAGACUACGCCGCACUAUUCAGAGCCGACAACUCAAACAGUUACAAUAAAGACAGCAAACGAGACUACACCAACGGUUUCAGAACCGUCUAAUCAAGCAAUCACCAUUACGUCACCAAACAAGACUACACCACACUAUCCAGCCAGAGCACCAUGUGGAAUGCUUUACUUAGACUCAAAAGUGCAUAUGCCUGCUGAGAUUGCAUCGUCCCCAGAAAAUUGGUUCGGACUAUGGAUACUGGACGAAACACUUACCGUCGGUGGUUUACCUUCAUAUACCCACGAAAGCCUUACAGAACUGCGUCUUUACAAAGUAAACUCCAACCAGUGGGCGUUUGCACAUGAGAAACGUAAAACUGAUGAUUAUCGUAGCCUUGGUGGAUUUAAAGCUGUAGUAUCUGACGCUGCCGAUUUUCCGGAUGAUAUCAAAGAACCAAUUAUGGUUGUGUCUUCUACAGGUGCACUCAAGCCAUGGCCAGGACUUAAGUUUACCUGCGUUUCUGUGGAAGUAGCUUGUGAAGAAAUAGUUGUAAGCGGAAUAAGCUAUGCAUCAAAUUAUGCCAGAUUUAAUGGUAUAUACCUACAAUCUGGCGUAUACUCCAAUCGACCAUACUAUGACCAUACUUCCCAAAUUAACACUGGUAUCAUAUUUAAGAGUGGGCGAUGGGCGAUCUCAACAUUCAGGGUAUCAAGAAGGAGUAGUGGUCGCAGAUGGAGCGACUUCAUGAUGAUGAGUGAUUUUGUCUUUGAACCAAAUGAUGUCAGGUUCAACUGGUCUCAGACAUUUAAUUUGGACCCAUCAUUUUCUCACUAUGAUAUCACAAUACGAUGUAUCAAAGAGGCGACCACUCAAACAUCUGCGAUAACGUCACCAAACGGGACUAUACUACACUUUCCAGUAAACGGUUUUAUACUUCAAGAGGCGACCACUAAAACAAGUGUGAUUACGUCACCAAACGAGACUACAUCACACUAUUCAGAUUUAGGUGAUUUAAUGGAAUGUUUGACCAACACUGGUAAAUGUUGAGUUGAGAUGGCAUCAUAUCUAACGCAAGAAGUCUGAUAAGCUACUCCUGGAUAUCCAUCAUUCUG
Owenia fusiformis is the source of this 2911-nucleotide messenger RNA. The record is from the annotation of a GenBank genome assembly. NCBI's taxonomy places the organism in Eukaryota, Metazoa, Annelida, Polychaeta, Sabellida, Oweniidae.